CCCCCGGCCUCUUGGAGCGGAUCAUGACCAACUACGUGUAUCCGCUUCGAGACAUGGACUGGCGGACGAUGGUCAGGAACGUUCUCGAGAACAUGAUGAACUACAUCGCACCGGACGCCAAGGAACCCAAGAUCGGAGGGCUGCCACGAGCACGGAGGGAGGCAGGAGGCGGCGCGGGGAAGUUGGCCUCCUUCCUGGGGUUCCUCUUAGAACACCCCGGCCUGGUGGGAAGCGAGGGAGGCAGCAAGAGGAGGAGGAAGAGGGACCCCCGUUCCGAGGCCUCGAACGCCCACACCCGCUCUCGACAACAGCAUUCGAACCCCGGAGUCGAAGCCGCGCCGGAGACGGAGGCAACCGAGAAAAACAGCAACAGUAGCUUGGGGAAAUUCUUCUUCAACGGCAACAGCAACGUGUCUUCCUCGGUCGCUGGGUAUUCCUGGGCGUACCUGAGCAUGCUGGUGUUCUACUGUGGCCUCAGCAUCUUCGGCGCCCUCCUCCCGCUCUACAAAAUGGCCAGAGACGAAAUCCUGGAGGCCACGGGGGGCGAGGGACCCCACGGGCCGCCGCACAACCACAUCGAGACGGGGAAUAUCUUCCAGAUCUGAAGGGAGUGGCUUGGGAGAGAGAAAAAGGCAGAUAAAA
Molecule: messenger RNA, 642 nt
Organism: Penaeus monodon (black tiger shrimp)
Lineage: Eukaryota; Metazoa; Arthropoda; Malacostraca; Decapoda; Penaeidae
Exons: 3
Coding region: 24-605 (193 amino acids)
Source: RefSeq, a predicted model, not a curated record